UUGAAUCUUAAACGGUCUAUUCGUUUUAUUUUACCACACUUGGAGAAUAUGAAAAUAAUUAAUACACACGACUCCUCAAGUGACGAUGAUGUGCCUUUGAAAUACUGUUCUACAAAUGGAUAUAACUGGUCUCGAUCCAACAGAAGUCUGUACCAAACAUAUGCUGAAUGCUGCGAAUUCUGCGAGAAGGUGUCACAUAACAGAUACGAAAGCUUAGUCCACAAUGCUACCCACAUUAUAAUACCUCUAAUAAAUCAGAAAGUGGUCACAUGCAAGGAAUGCCAGUUUUGUUUCACAUCACAAAAUGAUCUCCAACAUCACAUUCAAAUGAAACAUCCAAAUAUACCAUUACCACAUUGUAACAAUGCAAUUGACCAUAUAAAUAUAAUGGAAAGAAAAAGAAAAUCUAAAUCAAAAAUGGAAAGAAUGAAAAAUAGAAUACGAUUUGAAGAUGACGAAGAAUUUGAAAACAUCAACGAGCUCUUAGACGACUUAACUACAGAAUGCAAGGUCACUAUAGACAUAUCUGAUCAGCCAAUUUUAAAUAAAGCUCUUGAAGUUAGUAAAUGUAAUAUUAACAUCUUAUCUUAUCUGUCUGACAACACGGAUGAGAGAGACAAUAGUGUAAUGUAUAAAAAUAAAUAUGUAUUUGGAAGGUACAGUACGGUGAUCCCAGACGGCUUUGCCGAUGAGUGUAAGUCUUAUGUUAAUUCACAUAGUAAAAACAAUGAGGUGAAACUCAAUUUUGAUAAAUCAUCUAAUGAGAAAAAAUUAACGGAAGUGAACAAUUUGGAGGAUGUCGAGAAAUAUUACGAAAGUGUACAUUAUGAUGUUUUGAGGGAACCUAAAAUUGUUACAUGCAAGAGAUGCAAUCAAGUAUUUCCAGACAGAUACAGCCUCAUUAUGCACGAAGUGUCACAUAUAAUCUUUAACACGAGGUUGCCUCCCCUCUGUAUUACCUGUGACAAAUAUAUUGCUGGGACCAGGCAGAAUCUCAAUCACCAUAUCCGAACUCAUCAUUCGGACUAUGCAAAGGCCAACCGUACCAAGCGGAAGUGCCUGGAAUGUGGACUGUAUUACAUUAGUUACCUUUCACACGUAGAUAAUUACCACAGAUACGAACAAAAAGAAGUGUUGAACUAUAAAUAUGAGAAGAUUAUGGAAAUUUGCGAUUUAUGUUACAAGUUCCUCAAGUCCAAAACGAAUCGCUACUAUAUAAGAAUUGGUAGCGUCAGCAAACUAGGUCAUAGAAAAAAGUGCAAUGUAUGUAUGAGAGAGUUUUUUGAGUUGAACAAAGUGAGGAAGACGCAGAUAAAAAUUAAUUACGGCUUAGAGAAAAAACGGAAUAAACCGUUGACUAAUAACCAAAGGCUCAAAAAUAUACAGAUGCGAUUUAAAAACAUAAAUAAAUUGAGAAAAUUUUAG
Molecule: messenger RNA, 1425 nt
Organism: Parnassius apollo (apollo)
Lineage: Eukaryota; Metazoa; Arthropoda; Insecta; Lepidoptera; Papilionidae
Source: the annotation of a GenBank genome assembly